This is a messenger RNA of Bacidia gigantensis, 1101 nucleotides long. RefSeq lists its product as uncharacterized. Lineage: Eukaryota; Fungi; Ascomycota; Lecanoromycetes; Lecanorales; Ramalinaceae. Gene Ontology annotation, molecular function: oxidoreductase activity, acting on the CH-OH group of donors, NAD or NADP as acceptor. Gene Ontology annotation, cellular component: cytoplasm. The record is from RefSeq and is a predicted model, not a curated record. Bases 1 to 1101 code for a protein of 366 amino acids. The transcript has 4 exons.
AUGGCUCUUUCUUUAGCUGGUAAAACAGCCAUUGUGACCGGAGCCGGGUCAGGCAUCAAUCUGGCGUUCGCUCGCAGUCUCCUCGCCCGACAAUGUAACGUCGUCCUCGCAGACGUUGCACUCCGUCCGGAUGCUGAGGACCUGGUCAACAAGCACAGUAGCCGAAGUAAGCUGUCGAAUGGCCGGGCGGUAUUCACCAAGACGGAUGUAAGGCAUUGGGGCGACCUCGAACAAAUGUUUGAAGUUGCUAGUAAGGAGUUUUCAGGCGCUGUCGAUGUCGUGUGCCCUGGCGCCGGCGUUUAUGAGCCCACAUGGUCUUCUUUCUGGCACCCACCAUCAUCUCCUCUUUCCAAAGACUCGCCCACGUCGAACAAUUACGACUCCAUCUCCAUUAAUAUCACGCACCCAAUCCGCACAACCCAGCUGGCAAUCCAACAUUACCUCCGCACCCGGCCUCGACCGUCACCUUCAAGAUCACCAGAAUUUCCAACUCCGAUGAAUAUUGUACACAUCUCAAGCAUUGGCCACCAGAUUUCGCCCUUUGCACCCGCUCUCUACUGUGCAGCUAAGCACGCCAUCUCCAGCUUCGCCCGUAGCCUUUCUCCCCUUCACCAGCGUCUCGGAAUCCGUGUGACGGCGGUCGCGCCAGGAGUCAUUCGCACACCCUUAUGGAUGGACGAUCCCAUCAAACGUCAGUGGCUCACUGAAGACGAUCAGCUCGUGACCCCAGAGACAGUAGCGGACUGCAUGCUAGAUUUGGCCAGCGAAGAGCAGAUUAUGGUGCAGGGUGAGGGCUCUGAGUGGUUCCCCGGGGGAAGGAAAUAUGAGAUCGAAGGUGGGAUGAUUGUAGAGGUCAGCGCAGAGGGAAGAAGGAUCGUGAAACAGGUCAUGGAUCCAGGACCACAAAAAAGAGCAGGCAACACGUUCUUAGGGCUGACUUCAGGAAAGUCUAAGCGGUGGUUUGGAGUUCAAAUAAAGACAGGAAAUGAGAAUUAUCGACCUGACAUUGAUCCUGUACACGCUACACGGCUCGAUGAUGCACACAAAUCGAGUAAUAAUUGCUCUUCAUGCGACGAAGAUCUUUCGCCCGAGGGCCGCUAA